Molecule: messenger RNA, 1471 nt
Organism: Anoplophora glabripennis (Asian longhorned beetle)
Lineage: Eukaryota; Metazoa; Arthropoda; Insecta; Coleoptera; Cerambycidae
Product: piRNA biogenesis protein EXD1-like
Exons: 1
Coding region: 207-1247 (346 amino acids)
Biological process (GO): nucleobase-containing compound metabolic process
Molecular function (GO): 3'-5' exonuclease activity; nucleic acid binding
Source: RefSeq, a predicted model, not a curated record
UAUCUAUGGUAAAUAGUAAAUAGUAAAAGUUUGUUGUUUUGUGUUUUGUGAGCGAGUAAAAGUAAACACUAAACAAGCAGAGAAUUCAGAGAAAUCUAAAUUUAGGACUAGGGUUUAUUUUAAAUAUUUUUGUGGUGGUAUGUACAAAGCAUAAAUAUAGUUAUUGUGGUGAUUUGUCGGUGGAAAACAAUUAUUUUGCAUCAGUUAUGGAAGAUUCUUAUAACUCGUUAUAUCAAAUUGGUGAUCAUUUGAUGAUAGAAUUAAACACACAAGAAAUAUUUGAAGGUGAUUACAGUGAUGGUGGAAAAAAUCGUAUAGACUUAGUUAAUGUUAGACAACAUAACAAUACAAAUAAACUCGAGGGUGUAUACUCCUUUUAUAGAAAUGAAAUAAUAAAAAUUUAUAAACACAAAAGUGCAGUAUUAAAGGAAGAUGAAAAGAAUAAAGUGAUUGUUACAGAAAGUAAUAAUAUACAAAUAGUUGAGGAAGAGUAUAACCGUUUAAAGCAGAUGUGCAAAGAUGCUAUAUAUUUGGAACAAAUCGAUGACAGAUAUUUUAAAUCUGUUGAAAAAUUAAGUGAAGCCGAAACUGUUGGUGUGGUGUCAUUAGGGACAGAUGAAAGUACAAUAGAUACAUUAAGAUUACUUGUAAUGUGUACCUGGAAACAAAUUUAUCUUUUUGAUUUAGUGAGUUUUAGGCACAGGAAAUUUUAUCCAGAAAUAAAGAAUAUUUUAGAAUCGGAAUAUGUUACAAAAGUAAUGCAUGGGGGUAGUUCACUAAUAAAUAUUCUUUAUAACAAUUACAAUGUAUAUGUACAAAAUACAUUUGAUACACAAAUAGUAGAUUUAAUCUUAGAAAAGAGUGAAACACGUACAUGCCCAAAAUUUACAGCAGACAUUUCACAAUGUCUAGUAAAAUAUUUAAACUUUCCACCUUCAUUACUAAAAGAUGCUUUAUCUGUAUCUAAGAGAAAUUGGAAGGAGAGGCCAUUAACUGAGGAACAAAGGUUUUUUGCUUCUCAACUUGUCACAUAUUUAAUUCCUCUGAAAGACCAUAUGAGUAAGAAGUUGAUGUAUAAAGUUUAUAAAGCAAUGGAUGACGUGCAUAAUUUAUAUUUCAGUUUAGAUAAUUACGCAUUUUCUCAUAUAAUGCAAAAAAAUAAAGUUACAAAGGAAAUUAGUAAUCUAAUUCCUACAUUGUCAUCCACUUUGAACUUGAAAAAUGAACAUAAAGAUAAUUCCGAUUAAACAUAUCAUGAAAGUUAGUUUAUACGUAGUAUAACAGGCAAAUAAGAACAGAUUGUGUUCUCUUAAAAUUGAAGUAUUUAUAUUAAUUACGAGCACUAUUAAUAGAAAUUUUAUUUUUGAUUAAAAAUGUGUUAUUUAACAAAAAAAAUCAUAACUAAAACUAAACACACAAUUCUUGUAAGUGUUUUGAGAAACAUGUAUUUUUGCAUUGUAAAUAUUUUUUA